Myxocyprinus asiaticus (Chinese sucker) is the source of this 1740-nucleotide messenger RNA. RefSeq names its product F-box only protein 43-like. The transcript is spliced from 4 exons. The record is from RefSeq and is a predicted model, not a curated record. NCBI's taxonomy places the organism in Eukaryota, Metazoa, Chordata, Actinopteri, Cypriniformes, Catostomidae. Gene Ontology annotation, biological process: regulation of mitotic nuclear division; negative regulation of meiotic nuclear division. Gene Ontology annotation, cellular component: nucleus. Bases 1 to 1740 code for a protein of 579 amino acids.
AUGGAGGGCACACAGACGAAGGGCGUAAAAUAUCAGAUCUGUGGCUCUUGUCAUGGAAACAGCCAUAUGGAGCAUCUUUACACACCCAGGAAAGACACCGGGCCAAACGGCACCAAGGAAAACCAUGAGCUGGGCUCAUCUCAGAGUUCACACAGAAAAGACCAGAGACGGCCAAAGGACUCGAUGAAAGAGUCGAAGAGAGAAACGUCAGUCCAAACGGGCUGGUGUGAGACUCCAAAGGUAAUAAAAAAGGACCCGUCGCUCCGCAGACGUCUGCUCAUCUCCUGCUCAUCCUCUGAUGGGAGGAAGAGUGGCAUCGCCACACCUGGAGAAGCCUCCAGAGAUCCCGGUGAGAGCUUCAACUCUCCAGACAUCAGCCCAACUGGACCGUUGUCCUACAGCACUUUGAGUGACGAUUCUGAUUUCUCCUGUCGUAAACGGCGUCUGAUGUUCUCUCAAGUGAUUACUUCAACCCUUGAGACUGGCAGGAGUGGCGUCCAGAUGAGUCCUGUGCUGUUUCAGAACCAGGUCACCGAUGCCCUUGAACCAGAUCUUGACGAAAGCAUCAUCGCUGGCCUUCCUAGCUCGCCACUAGCUGGCAAGAACUUCCAGUCCCCUGUAAGCACAGAGAAACCCAGUGUCCUGGUCACCCCUACCUUAGCGUCUGAGGACAGCGGCUUCAGCUCGUUGGGUCUGGACAAAUCGCACGACGACUCUGUGGAUCACGACGGCUCUUUCCAGGAGCUUGUGCUGCCGUCGUCUUCAUGUGGCAAGAGACGCUCGCGGCUGGAGAGACAGCGAAGGCUUUCCACGCUCCGAGAGGGGGGUUCCCAGUCCGAGGAUGGACCCCGAGACCAGCGGGUGAGGCAGAGUGACCCGGAUGCCCACGUGAGUAAGGACGAAGUGUUUCUGGACAGAACCCCGCUAGGGGAUGCCACGCUGAAAAUGGAGGAUCUGUCCCUGACUCCAGCGCUGCAGGUCGUUCACGCUAUAAGUCGCCGCAGCGCGCACGUGUUACAGCAGCAAACCAGUUUAGAGGAACUGCUGCGUGUGACGGAGGAAGAUGGACCUAUCAGAACCAGCUUGCCUCUCUCAGGGCUCAUCGGACGCAAAAUGGGCCUGGACAAGGUGGACAUCAUCUCAGAACUGAAGAUGCGAAACCUGAGACACGUGCUAGCCGUUAUCCUGAGUCUUCUGUCUGCUGCUGACAUUUACAGGUUCGGCCAUGUGUCCGAUGACUGGAAUGAUGUCAUCACAGAGGAUAAAAAAGCAUCCCACAGGAGAAGAUGCCACAUCAGAGAGAUGAAGAGUGCACUAGAGGCUGGUAAAACGGCUCAUGUUGCAGAUGCUGACACCAGGUUGGCGCUGGCGUGCAGGUCGGCUCUGAGCAGUGUGCAGGCUCAAGCCCGAACGCCCCACACACACCCGUCCUGCACCCCGACACAACACACAGAGCACCACUGCAGCAGCAAACGUGUUGAGUUCCUACAGAUUGCUAAAACUCUGUUCAACGAUGAAUAUCUGAAGUCGUGUCCGCGCUGUCAGCAUCCGGCGCGCUGUCACUCUCUGCGUGGUGAGGGAGUGUGCAGCUGGACCGACUGUCUGUUUCAGUUCUGCACGUCCUGUUUGUGUGCGUUCCACGGGUCCAAAGACUGCGCACACCUGUCUGCCAAACGCAGGAGCAAGAGAGAUGUGCUGCCUGGCAGUGCCCAGAGCAAACACAACGUCAAGAGGCUCUGA